Molecule: messenger RNA, 2079 nt
Organism: Triticum dicoccoides
Lineage: Eukaryota; Viridiplantae; Streptophyta; Magnoliopsida; Poales; Poaceae
Product: AUGMIN subunit 3-like
Exons: 18
Coding region: 92-1906 (604 amino acids)
Biological process (GO): spindle assembly; microtubule organizing center organization
Cellular component (GO): HAUS complex; microtubule organizing center; mitotic spindle
Source: RefSeq, a predicted model, not a curated record
CGUGAUAUAAAAAAAGAAGUUCCUCACCCAUCCCGCGGCCCCAUCACUGCUCCCAUUUCCGCACGCAUCGAUCAACGCGACACCGCCGGCGAUGAGCGCGAAGCAGCUCUGCGACGCCUUGGCCGCCGCGGGGUUCGACAGCGGAGAUCCGCUCGACCCGGAGAGCCUCGACUGGGCGUUCCUCCAGGGAGACGACUCCAGCCGCGUGCUCGCGUGGAUCGCCGCCCGCCUACGCCGCGCCAACGUCCUCUCCGCCUCCGACCUCGAACUCUAUGAUCAGCUUGAACUAGAAGGGAAGCUUUUGGAGGGGAAGGACUUGGAUUCCGCUUUCGACAGUAUUUCGGUGUUCUCAGAAAUUGGAGAGAACCAUGAAUACACAUUCCUGUCGGAAGAAAGUCUGGGAGACAUCCGCGACUCAAAACUAGCACUUAGAGCUGAAGUUUCUGAUUUGGAAAAAAAACUCGCUUCUAUGGAAUGGCAGCUUGAUUUGCUUACAGCACAAGCUACCACCAUCACGCAGGGAAAGAAAUCCCGCACAUCUGCUAAAACUAGCGCAACUGGAAAACUUGCGAGAUUUGAUGAGGAACUUGCCGAGAGAAGUUUAGAGAUGAAUGCAGUACUUGGAAAACUUGUUGCUACGAUCCAGGAGUUGUCUUACUAUCAUUCAGAAGCUGAUAUUGGCGUCUACCUGUCAUACUGUGAUUUCCAAUCAUAUGUAAUCAGUAACCUGGCUUGUACCAAAGAACUUAACACAUGGUUCACUAAGAAGUUUGAGAAGGGAGCUCUCCGUUUUGUUGCCAAAGAAGACAUGCCAAGGGGAGAUUCUGAAAAGCCUCAUCAUUUUGUCGUCGAACUAAAGCGAAUUAAUUCAGUAUUUGCUAAAAGUAAAAAACAGUACAUCGAAGCACAAAUGGAACAUGCUAAUGAGGAGGCUACACUUUCAAAGCUGAGAGCUCAGUUGGCAUCCCAACACUCAUAUAUUCAUGAAGACAUCCAUUCUCUAAGGAGGAGAAAUUCUGAACUUACAGAAGAGCUGAAGGUUCUCUCCCUUCAAGUGCAGGAAUGCCUAUCUGAGACUGUCGCAAGCUUGUGUUCUGACCUGGCUCGACUUGAGGGUGCAAAUAUUCUGCAAGGGGAUCAUAACUUGAUUGUUCAUCGCCAGGAAUGCUACAUAAGCCAGCAAAAAAGGUUCAUCAAUCAUUUGGUGAAUCAGCUUGCUGCUCAUCGGUUUCUGGCGAUAGCCUGCCAGCUUGAAAGACGGACAAAAAUUUCGAGUGCCUAUUCAUUGUUGAAAGCUACAGAAAUGGAGCUGCAGAGCUACGUAUUAGCUGUCAAUAGUCGCCUGGUAUUGGACCAAUAUCAUCUAAUUGGCGAAGCCGCGUCUAGCAUGAUCGAAGAAGGGUCUAUUGAUGACCGGGAUACUUUUCUCCAUGCUGUGAGGGAUAUUCUUAGCAGUUACUCAGGUUCUCAAACAAUGACACCCACAUAUGUUUCAGCAUGUGCUUUGGUUGAGCAGAUAUCUGAGCUGGAGGAUGAGCUCCACUGUUAUCAGCAUGAGCUUGAAAAUGUUCUUCCACGUGAACGGGGAAGGUUUAUCGAUGAACAAUGCAGGAUGGUCCAAACACUCGAACAGAUUUUAUCUGUACCCGUUACACAUAUGCUACCAAAAUUUACACCAUGGCCACUGGCGCAAGCACUUGAAGAAUUGGAAAUGAUCAGCUAUGAAGUCUCUGCUUCUGUUAAUGAAGUAACGAUGGCUCGAGAGGAAAAGACCAAGAUGUUACAGCAGCCUUCACGCAAUGCGCAGCAGGAAAGACGAUUAUUCGCCGAUUUCUUCUGCCAUCCAGGACGGCUUGAGAAUCAAGUCAGAGAGCUGACUUCUCGUGUUAGAGGAAUCCCGGAGUAAUGUUGGGUAGGGUGGUCAAUAAGGCAAGUGUAGAGUCUUGUUUGCAUUCUUGUCUUGCUCAGCUCGAAGUCUUUCCCCCAGAGAUUUUUUUUUUUGGAGAAACACAAGACUUUAUUCAUUCAAAAUAACAAGUAGUCAAGUACAUCGUUUACGAGGGUACAAUUUCACCCGAA